Messenger RNA from Antechinus flavipes (yellow-footed antechinus), 1616 nucleotides. RefSeq names its product vomeronasal type-2 receptor 26-like. The record is from RefSeq and is a predicted model, not a curated record. The transcript has 4 exons. Gene Ontology annotation, biological process: G protein-coupled receptor signaling pathway. The coding region runs from base 1 to 1404 and encodes 467 amino acids. Gene Ontology annotation, cellular component: membrane. Gene Ontology annotation, molecular function: G protein-coupled receptor activity. NCBI's taxonomy places the organism in Eukaryota, Metazoa, Chordata, Mammalia, Dasyuromorphia, Dasyuridae.
AUGCAGGGCCACAUCCCCCUGAACAGUAACCAGAGCUUUAAUGCUGAGGAAGUGGAGCGACUACUCAUGCUACAGCCGAGUCAGCUGCUUGAGGCAGGGACUGAGGAGGGACUUUUCCCCACCAGCCACGACCCGUCUCUCUACAGAAGCCCGGGCUCUGAUCUCAGGUCACACUGGAGGAAACAGAGGGACAUCAGCCAGGUCCAUGUGCAGGACAAGGACAAUGGGAACGACUUUCCGGGCGCUGCCUCCCCCGUGAUCCCAGCUCCUAAAACAGAAGGAAACCGGGACUCCCGAGGGCUCAGGGCUGCCCGUAUCCGGACCCCAGAUCCCUGCAUCGAUGGGAAUAACAUUCCCUCUGCAGUAUGUAAUCCCAGUUGUCCUGCUGGAUUCAGGAAGUUGCCUUUGGAGGGGAAGCCUCCUUGUUGCUUCAGCUGCUCCCCAUGCUCAGAAGGAGAAAUGUCCAGCCAUAUGGAUGCCGAGCAGUGUAAGAAGUGCCCAGAGGAUGAGUAUCCCAAUAAGCAGAGAGAUCGCUGCCUCCCCAAGUCUGUGACCUUCCUGGAUGUGAAUGAAACCUGGGGGAUGGCAGUGACACUUGUAGCUGUUUCACUCUCAUUGCUCACGGCCCUGGUUCUGUGGGUCUUUGUGAAGUUCCAAGACACUCCCAUAGUCCAAGCCAAUAACAGGAACUUCAGCUACCUGCUCCUCACCUCCCUUUCCUCCUGCUUUCUCUGCUCCUUGCUCUUUGUGGGCCGUCCCACCACUGCUUCCUGCCUUCUCCGACAAACAGUAUUUGCAGUUGUGUUCACAGUGGCUGUUUCCUCCAUUCUGGCCAAAACCAUCAUCGUGGUUCUGGCUUUCAGGGUGACAGGGCCAGGGAGCAGGAUGCGGAUGUUCCUUCAUCCCAGAGUGCCCUACUGUGUGGUUCUCAUCUGCUCCGGAAUCCAAGGGCUUUCCUGUGCCAUCUGGUUGGGGACCCAUCCCCCCUUUCCAGAAGCAGACAUAAGCUCUGAAUCCAGGCACAUCAUCCUCACUUGUAACGAGGGCUCCGCCUUUGCAUUUUACUGUGUCCUGGGCUACAUGGGCUUUCUGGCCCUGGGCAGCUUCACCAUAGCCUUCCUGGCCAGUAACCUACCCGAUGCCUUCAACGAAGCCAAGUUCAUCACGUUCAGCAUGUUGGUGUUUUGCAGCGUCUGGGUCUCUUUCCUCCCCACGUAUCAGAGCUCCAAAGGGAAAGCCGUGAUGAUUGUGGAGAUCUUCUCCAUCUUGGCCUCCAGUGCCGGGUUACUGGGCUGCAUUUUUAUUCCCAAAUGUCUUGUGAUUCUUCUGAUAUCAUGGGAAAAUAACACAAAACAGAGCAAGAAUCAAAGGAGUUCCAGGAGCAAGAAUUCUUUUUUUUUUUAAUAAUUUGAUAUCUUUAUUUUCCCCCGUUCCAUAUGAAACAACAUUUUUAACUUUUUUUUAAUGCUUUGACUUCCCCAUUCUCUCCCUUCUUUCCCAACCCCAGAACCAUUGAGAUAUCACACGUACAGUUACACAAAAUAUUUAUACAAAUGUCUUGUUGAGAAAUACAUGUGUAUCAUUCCUUGGAUUAAUAAAAAGAAUCCUUAAAAUAA